Messenger RNA from Sabethes cyaneus, 594 nucleotides. RefSeq lists its product as uncharacterized. Bases 1 to 594 code for a protein of 197 amino acids. The record is from RefSeq and is a predicted model, not a curated record. Gene Ontology annotation, molecular function: chitinase activity. The transcript has 2 exons. Gene Ontology annotation, biological process: cell wall macromolecule catabolic process; chitin catabolic process. NCBI's taxonomy places the organism in Eukaryota, Metazoa, Arthropoda, Insecta, Diptera, Culicidae.
AUGGACGUGAUUACUAGUGAAAAAUUGCAAAAAAUACUGCGCAAGUGCGUAAAAAAUUACACCGCUACAGCGGCUAUCGCCGAAAUCGUAAAACAGAUCAACAUGAUGACCGCAGAUCGCAACGAGGCAGCGAUGUUUCUCGCACAUCUGAUUCAUGAGAGUCGUGCUUUUGAUUUAAUGGAAAUAUAUAGCGCUAGAUUUUACACGGGGCAUAAACACGGUGAUUUCCAGGGCCGAGGAUAUAUCAUGCUAACUUCGGAAUUCAACUACGGACCAGCUUCGAAAGAUAUUUUCGGGGACAAUAGACUGGUCAGCAAUCCGGAAUUGGUAGCGGCGGACCUGGUUAUUGGCAUGAGUGUGGCGGUGUGGUUCUGGGAAAAAAUUGUACGCCCGAAAGCUGCUCCAUUUAAUACAUUCUAUGCCACAACUAGAACUAUCAAAAAUGUAAUUAAACCGUUCCAGGAACGUCCAUAUGCAGGGAUACGGUAUCAGUACUAUCUGAAAGCAGCUGAAGUGUUGAGAAUUCAACCAGAGUCGUGGCCGGCGUUAUUGGUCAUUUUUGAAAGUAUUGAAUCGGUAGAAGUUACACAAUGA